Lingula anatina is the source of this 471-nucleotide messenger RNA. Its product is annotated as fibroblast growth factor receptor 3-like. The record is from RefSeq and is a predicted model, not a curated record. Gene Ontology annotation, biological process: cell surface receptor protein tyrosine kinase signaling pathway; protein phosphorylation; positive regulation of kinase activity. Gene Ontology annotation, cellular component: plasma membrane; signaling receptor complex. Gene Ontology annotation, molecular function: ATP binding; transmembrane receptor protein tyrosine kinase activity. Lineage: Eukaryota; Metazoa; Brachiopoda; Lingulata; Lingulida; Lingulidae.
AUGGUGUGUAAGGUGUCCGACUUUGGUCUGGCUCGUGACGUCAUUGACAGCAGGGAGUAUCUCAGCAGAAUGGAGACUCCUCUGCCUAUCCGCUGGAUGGCACCAGAAUCCAUCUCUGACAGUGUGUAUACCACCAAGAGUGAUGUGUGGUCGUUUGGCGUUCUUCUCUGGGAGAUUGUCACUUUGGGAGCUACCCCCUACCCUGGUAUUACGUCUGGACGAGAACUUAUACGUGAGAUCAGGUCAGGAUACAGAAUGGAGAAACCUCAACACUGUACACAGGAACUGUACAAUAUGAUGAUGAUGUGUUGGGAGGAGGAACCGACAAAACGCCCAACGUUCGACAAUCUUGUCACCAGUCUUAGAGACAUGGCUAAUGAAGAGAUGAAACUUCACGUGGACGUAGACAGAGCUGCUGAGGCCGUGUACUGUGAUAUUGACAGCCAGCUGGUUGGGGAGAUAGUUUAACGU